Messenger RNA from Apis dorsata (giant honeybee), 1919 nucleotides. Its product is annotated as calcium load-activated calcium channel. The record is from RefSeq and is a predicted model, not a curated record. Gene Ontology annotation, biological process: endoplasmic reticulum calcium ion homeostasis. Lineage: Eukaryota; Metazoa; Arthropoda; Insecta; Hymenoptera; Apidae. Gene Ontology annotation, cellular component: cytoplasm; endoplasmic reticulum membrane; endoplasmic reticulum. Bases 120 to 671 code for a protein of 183 amino acids. Gene Ontology annotation, molecular function: calcium channel activity. The transcript has 4 exons.
AGAUUAAUUUUACUCCCAUUCACAGCUGUUCAAGUUUGUUAAGAUAGGAAUGAUAUUUUCAAGACAUAAAAUAUAUAUAUUUGAAUAAUUUAAAGAAUAUUCACAUUGUUUUUGUUAUCAUGUGGGCUGAUACUAUUUUAAUUGUAUUUAUUAGUAUUUGUACAGCAUUAUUAGGAGAAGGUUUAACGUGGUUAAUGGUUUAUAGAACAGAAAAAUAUCAAAAAUUAAAAGCUGAAAUAGAAAAACAAAGUAAAAAAUUGGAAAAAAGAAAAGAAGCACAUGGAGAUUCAUUAGAUAAACAACAGAAAAAAAAAAUUGAACGAGAAGAAGAAAGAUUAAAGAAUAAUAAUAGAGAUUUAUCUCUUGUGAAAAUGAAAUCAAUGUUUGCAAUUGGAUUUGCAUUCACAGCUCUUUUAAGUAUGUUUAAUAGCAUUUUUGAUGGUAGAAUUGUGGCAAGAUUGCCUUUUGUUCCAAUUAGUUGGAUACAAGGUUUAUCACAUAGAAAUCUUCCAGGAGAUGACUAUACAGAAUGUUCAUUUAUUUUUUUAUAUAUAUUGUGUACUAUGAGUAUUAGACAGAAUAUUCAAAAAAUGCUUGGAUUUGCUCCUUCUAGAACUGCAAGUAAACAAAGUGGAAGUAUUUUUGGUCCUCCACCUCAACAAUUUAAAUGAAUUUGAGCAAAUAUUAAAUUAUAAAUUCAUAUAUAUAUAUGUAUAUAUAUGAUAUAUAUCAUAUAUACAAUAUUAUUAUAUAUGAUAUAUAUAUAUAUAUAUAUUUUGUUAUUUAAUUAUUAUUUAAAUUUUUAUACUAUAAAUCUUGAUAAAAUAUUUAAAUAUUUAUGAAUAAUUAAUAUUAAAGUUAUAAUUAAUAUUGAUUAAAAUUACAUAUAUUACAAUAUAAAUUUACUAUAUUACUAUAUUACACUUGCUCUAUUUAAUUAAACGUAAUAAAUUAAGUAUUCAAUACUGUGAUGUUUCUUUUUUAAUUAAACUUUAUAUAAUACAUUAUAUUAAUGUAGAUUAUAAAAUUAUUAAUAACUUAUUAUUUAAACAUUAAUUGUUAACGUUUUUGAAAAAAUUAUAUACUAUUAAUAAAAUGGAUAACUAUAAACAUAAAAACAAUGACUUUAUAUAAAAUUGAAAAGAUAAAUAGUAAUAUUUAAAAAUACGAGGAGAAAAUAAAAUAUAUAAAGAAGUCAUAAAGGAAGCAUUGAUAUAAUGCAGCAUAUUUUAGAAAAUAGGUGUGAUUCAUAUAUUCCAUCAAGCAGUUCUUAUACAACAAUCAAUGUUAUAUACAAACAUAACGAUCAAUCAUAUACAAAAGAUAACCACUACCCUUAAUUCGUAAAAAAUAUUUAAUACAAUAAUAUAUCAGUGAUCUAUUUCAUAGAGCACAUAUUCAAACUUGUAUGUGAAAAUAUACUCUAUAAAUAUUAGAUCUUUUUGCAUUUAACUAGUUCAAAUCAUAUACAUUUUUACUAAAAAUUCUUGCUUUCUUUUAUAUUAUUACAUAUUAUUUAAGCCUAAAACAGUCUCUUGUUAUUAGAGCUAGCGACGUUUUAUACAAAUGAUACAAUUAUAAUAUUUACAAUCAAUCUACAUACACGAUUAAAUAUAUUUUAAUUUAAUAAAAAGUUACUUAAAUCAUUAUUUGAACUUUUGGUGUUAUGAUGUUCCGUUGUAUAUUACGCUUAAUUCAUUUUAACAGCAUUUUAAUUACAUAUAUUCAUUAGUAUGUAGAAAGCGAUAAAACACCCAACUGGCAAUCGGAAAGACAAAUGCUUAUUAAAUUGGAAUUUGCACUUCCUGCUUACUAGUGUCAUAUCUUUUGAAAUCACUCUAUUCGUCAUGCCAAUAAGAUUAAAACUUGCAACGAUUCUAUUUUUUUGAUUACAUCAACCAUACUUUCGGCAGUGGUUA